Messenger RNA from Anoplopoma fimbria (sablefish), 2370 nucleotides. RefSeq lists its product as uncharacterized. The record is from RefSeq and is a predicted model, not a curated record. NCBI's taxonomy places the organism in Eukaryota, Metazoa, Chordata, Actinopteri, Perciformes, Anoplopomatidae. The coding region runs from base 303 to 1499 and encodes 398 amino acids. Gene Ontology annotation, biological process: transcription by RNA polymerase III. Gene Ontology annotation, cellular component: RNA polymerase III complex. The transcript has 9 exons. Gene Ontology annotation, molecular function: DNA binding.
UUUAAGCAAAACAAUGGCAGCGCAGCACGGAGGGAAAUAAACACGGUCCUUUAAAACCGGACAAGUUAAACAAGCGGGAAAGGGGAACUGGUAAGUUGUCACUGGUUGAAUAUUUUUGUAACAUUUUCACUCAGUUUUGUAAGUUUUUCUGGAACCACCGCCCGCAAGGAGAACGUUCCUCCGCUGUUUUACGGCCGAGAUGCGUCAAAGAUGAACUCGUUUGUAUCCGAACGGGAAGAAGGAUAGGCUACGACGCCGAAUAGAAAGAGCAGAAUAUUCAAAGGAGGGCCAGGUAACACAACAUGACCGACUCCGGAGAUUCAGCAAGUGUUCCGGGCUCCUCCGGCCUCGGCAGCGGGUCCGGGCUGAGUUUCUCCGCGGGCCGAGGGCUCCCAGUCCGGGUGAGGAGUCUCUCUUCUCCCGCUCCACCUGCAAGACUGACGUCGCUCAGAACCAGGGACCUAACACUGGGGGGAGUCUUCAAAAAAACGAAGAAAACCUUUGAGCCGAAUGUCCACGCUGUGAGGAAAAGCAAAGAUGAGUUAAAGGAAGAAUUCCAUGUAGCUCCAAAAAAGGAGAGAAGACAGAGGGAUGAGAGGAGGAGAGAGAACAGAGGGAGGAGGCGAGAGAGGCCUCAGACUAUCCAGUCUCACUCCAUCUUUGAGCAGGGCCCUGCUGACACCGUACGCAAAACAGGCUGGCGUGGUGCUACAGACCUGCAGGACUCCACCACCUCUCCUGUGUGUAAACUUGUGAAGAAAGAGAGGAAGGACACGGAGGAGGAUGAAGAUGAGAUACUCAAUAAACUACAGAGGGAUGAUUUCAUAGAUGACCCAGGUCUGAGGAACGAUGCCAAGCUGAAACCCAUCCAGCUGCCUCUGUGUCAAACACUGACAGCCAACACAACAUGUCCAGAGAACCCCCGUCUGUUCAGACCUCCGUCCUGCAGAGCCCAGGGUAGAGCAGGCCACAGCGGAACAGAGCCACCUAAACCUGAGCCUCCGUCCCUGGUAGAGCUGCUGCAGGAUCUCAGCCUGUCUGGCAGAGAGGAGCUCUUCUUCAUGCAGCUGCCUGACAGCAUGCCGGGCAGAGCGUCUGGACAGAAGGUUGACCCCUCUCUGGGAUCUACAGCAGAGAGAGCUGCCAAGAAGGAAGGCAAGUCUGAAGACCAGAGGCCAGCAUAUCUGCAAGCACAGGGGGCUGCGGCGAUGGAAGGCUGCCCUGUGCUCUCACAACUCCCUGAGGGGUUUCUGGGUAAACUGCAAAUAAGGAAGUCAGGAAAGGUGGAGCUGAAGCUGGGUCACAUCGUCAUGGACGUCUCCGAGGGAGCGGCAUUCUCCUUCCUGCAGCAACUGGUGUCCGUGCGUCUGUCCGACGGUCGGACCGGAGACAUGAUGGUGUUAGGAAACGUCCACCACAAACUGGUCUUGUCUCCCGACUUCCAGGCUUUACUGAGACAAGCUGCAACGCAGCAGCAGCAGCAGCAGCAAGGACCCUGAUCACCUCUCAUCUGCUGCACAGAAGCCCAGCAGAGCAGACAGUCACAAACUCUUUGCAGGAUUCCAGAUCACUGUGGCAGCUAGUCGAAUGUGUAUUGGACUACCUGUCCUUUUUUUGGCAGCUAUGUACGUUACCCUCAGUAACCUGUUUUAUCGUGAUUAUGCUUGGAUUUCUCUGAUGACCGAACAUCAGCAAGAGACACCUCCAGCUCCACAGUCAGUUAGUGGACGCCCUGGGACGGGUCAAGGAGGACAUUCACACCGACAUGAGACACACCUCUUAGAGCAGAGGUAGAGGUUGUUAUCAUGAGGCCGAACUUCCCGACUUCAGUCCAACAAAUCCACUGAGCUGUAUUUUUGACUUACAGACGCUUUGAUAACUCAGUUGUCAGUCUCAGUCUGACAAUGAGCUAACCCUGCUCCUUUAUUAUUUCCCAGAGGCCCGCCUCUCACCAUGUGUGUAAUGUUUUCUGUUCAAUAGACAAAAAGCUGCACAGUAAAUGUAGAUUCCUGGACUGCUCAACCAGUAGGUGCACCGAUGUCACUAUUAUGACUUUGGCUCUACCAAGUACCAGGAAUAUUUCAGAACGUGGUAGAAAAGCUUUUUCCUAUUUCAGUCAUGGAAGAACCUUCAGAACACAAAGCAAAGCUCUGAUAAAAAAACAAAGAAAAGAAAAACUGUAAUAAAGAGUGCAAUUUCUAUUCCUUAGCUGUAUUUUGUAUAAUGUGUCUGUUGUCCCAUGUCUGUUUUUGACAUGCUUUGUUUUAUAUUUUUGUAACCUUGUAAUGGUGUGCUAUCUUGGCCUGUUAAUCAUAGAAAACAAGAUUGUUAUAUCCAGGGUUUUUCCGGUUUAAUAAACAACAACUGAUG